AUGAUGAAUGAGAGGUGGACGAUAAUGAUGAUGCAGCUUGUGCUCCUGAAUACGGUGAUUGUGAUCCCGAAUAUGACAAUAGCUAAGAGGGCGAUGACGAAGAACGAAAUUGAUGUCCUGCGAAUGACAGUUGUGGCGAGGAAGUGGACAAUUGUGCUGGAGAUGGAGACCGUGAAGAUGGAGAUGUCGGAUCACUGUGACCAACCGAGGUCGGCCGAGGAAAAGUCUGCCUAUGACUACAUAACGUUAGUGCGAAACGAAUUCAUUGGAUGGUCCCUGGUCCAAGCCACUAUGUCUGUAAUACAUAAUAUCGUGAAGCGAAACCAGAAGAUAGACCUAAUAAUCAGCAGCAUGGAGGAGGAUAUAAUCGUGGCGAGAGUUCUAGCAAAAGGAAUCAAGGAUUUGCGCAACAUGCAGUGUUUGCAAAGCAAGGCUCAACUUCAAUGUUCACUAUUGUUCACGGCUGAUUGGCCAACCCACAAGUGGAAUUACGGCAAGCAGGUUGCAUCAAAAGACCAUAACGGAACUGCUGUGGGAGGUAUCCCGACAGGUCCAGAUGGCAAAAUCAACGUCACCUCAAUCGGCAUCGAUAAACCUCAGUAUGAGCACUCUCCUGUAUUACGGCGCCAGGUUGGGAUGCUUGAGAAAUACAAGGAUGUCGACUACUUCCUCUGGGAUUCCGCGGGUUUCAUGCUUCCAUUUGCCAUCCGGACGACUCCGGUAAUGAAGGCGCUCCUUCUGCGCAAAAAAGCAAUGUCAGUGACCAGCAAGAGAGGCUUAAGAACCAAUGGCAGAGUACCUGCUCGAGAAGGCAUCAGACUUACCUAG
Messenger RNA from Sparassis crispa, 828 nucleotides. RefSeq lists its product as hypothetical. Lineage: Eukaryota; Fungi; Basidiomycota; Agaricomycetes; Polyporales; Sparassidaceae. The record is from RefSeq and is a predicted model, not a curated record. Bases 1 to 828 code for a protein of 275 amino acids. The transcript has 3 exons.